Molecule: messenger RNA, 396 nt
Organism: Darwinula stevensoni
Lineage: Eukaryota; Metazoa; Arthropoda; Ostracoda; Podocopida; Darwinulidae
Source: the annotation of a GenBank genome assembly
AUGGCCAUCCUCAAGUACAUCAACCAGCACUACGACGUCGGGUCCGAAUCCAAGCUGAUCAACUCUCACCUGAAGAUGGCCCUGAAGAGGGCGGAAGCCUCGGGGAAGAUCAAGCACGCCAAGGGGGGGGUCGGCGCGUCCGGUUCCUUCAAGCUGGCCGACAAGGUCGAGAAGCCGAAGAAAAAGGUCGUGAAGAAGGCGAAGUCUCCCAAGAAGCCGGCGGGGGAGAAGAAGGCUAAGGCUGCGAAGCCCAAGGCCCAGAAGUCGACGAAGCCCAAGGCUUCCAAGCCGAAGAAGUCGCCGAAGAAACCCAAGUCCCCCAAGAAGACGGCGGCGAAGAAGCCCAAGGCAGCCAAGCCCAAGGCCGCCAAGGCCAAGGCGUCUCCGAAGAAGUGA